AGCCAGAAGAGAGCAGAAAGAAUUUACUGACAAUGGCAGAAAGAGUCUUAGAGAAGUUGGAUAUUCUUGAUGAGCAAGCAAAGACCCUCUUGGCCACAAGAGCAAAGAAAAACUACCUUCAGAGUCAAGUAAAGAGAAAGAUUUCAGUGAUACCCCUGACGUUUGAUUUCCAGUUGGAACUUGAAAAGGAUAUUGCUACCUCCAUGUCUAAGACAAACUCAAAGAUCACAACAGACAGAUCAUAUGGCACUAAAAAACCAAAAAGAUCUGUCUCCUUCAAAAAUAUGCCUGAACCUAAAAAAAGUGAUUUUCAAAACUCAAAUUUAAGACCACCCUUUUUGCCAACAAAUAUAAAAACUCAGGAAAUCAAGUCAAUAGAGCCAGUAGAAGAAUAUCUAAAAUCAAGAUCUAUUAGAUCUUUUCAUUAUCUUAAGGAUAUACCUGAGACAGAGUAUGCUAAGCCCUUCCAGGAAUUAUAUUCACAGCAUAGACCCCAAUGUAGAAGAACAUCGGGUUCUACAGUCUUUUCUUCUGUACCCAGCAAUCAGUCUAAUGCAUAUAAGAAGGAAGACUCUAUUUACAGUACAAAAGAAAAUGAAUCCAUCAGAAAUGAUCAACUAAAUGAGUAUUCAGUAAGACAGAAAAGUCUGCUCCCAUUGUGCUUUGAGGAUGAACUGAUAAAGCCAGAUGCCAAGAUAAUCGAUGCUAGUCUGAUAAAGACAGUAGCUUCUCACCCGGGGAAAAAUGAUACAAACCCCAUAAUUUUCCAUGAGGCUGAAUAUGUACAAAUGUUACUUUUGACAAAAAAUAGGCUUCCUCCCCAUUCUAUGGAAAAUGGAAAUGGUUGCCCAUAUGAAAGAUCAAAUGUUUUUUUAGAAAGAAAUUGUGAAAUGCUUAAAUCUGUAUCUAGAGAUCAAUAUGUUACUCCUUCCAAAACCCAAAGAACUCUGCCUACAAUACAGAAGAAAGAUAUACCAGCAAUAUCUUUUGAAGUCAGCCAUAGGACUGUAGAUGAUAAACUAAGGAAGAAAACUAGGAAGCAGACAUUUGAAAACAUAUCUUGGGAUAAACUCUAUAAUUUUUCACAGACAUUUUCCAGCUUAAAAAAAAAAUUUGUGUGUUUCCUUGAUAAAACUGUUAUUCAAGAAAUGAGUGCUAAAACUGGAAAAUUUGAAAAAAUGUUUUCUACAGUAAAACCAGUGAGCAAAUUCAGUGCCUCACCUGUCAAAUAUUACUCAAAGCCUUCAAGAAGUAUACUCAAAGUCCAUAAAAUAAAUAAUGUAACACCAUUGGAUGAUUUGUUAAACUUGUCAAGUGAAAAAUAA
Messenger RNA from Dama dama (fallow deer), 1325 nucleotides. RefSeq names its product chromosome 20 C1orf141 homolog (gene C20H1orf141). The record is from RefSeq and is a predicted model, not a curated record. The transcript has 8 exons. Lineage: Eukaryota; Metazoa; Chordata; Mammalia; Artiodactyla; Cervidae. The coding region runs from base 33 to 1325 and encodes 430 amino acids.